AUGUGCGGUACACGUCGUGGAGAAGUGUCGGGCUCGACCAACAUCACCCACGGUCGUGAGGUCCUGCCCACCAACGUCAAGCCCCUUCACUAUGACUUGACUCUCGAGCCCAAAUUUGAGGCUUUUACCUAUGACGGAACCGUCGUCAUCGACCUCGAGGUCACCGAAGAUACCAAUUCCAUCUCCCUCAACUCCAACGAGAUCAAGAUCCACAAUGCCGUUGUUUCUGCCCAGGGCUCUGUCGUGGCCUCCCAGCCCGAGGUUUCCAUCAACCAAGACACCCAGGUGGCCACCGUCAAGUUCUCCGAGACGAUCCCUGCUGGCUCCUCGGCUCAGCUGAAGCUGACCUUCACCGGCGAGCUCAACGAUAACAUGGCCGGUUUCUACCGCUCCUCAUACAAGACCUCCGAGGGUGAAACCAAGUACAUUGCUACAACUCAGAUGGAACCUACCGAUGCUCGUCGGGCCUUCCCCUGCUUUGACGAGCCCGCUCUCAAGGCCAAGUUCACCAUUACUCUGGUUGCUGACAAGAGCAUGGCCUGCUUGAGCAACAUGGACGUUGCUUCCGAGACCGAGGUUGACGGCGGUAAGAAGGCGGUCAAGUUCAACACCUCUCCCCUUAUGUCCACAUACCUCGUGGCUUUCAUUGUCGGUCACCUGAACUACAUCGAGACCAAUGCCUUCCGCAUCCCUAUCCGCGUCUAUGCCACCCCCGAUCAGGACAUUGAGCACGGUCGCUUCUCGCUUGACCUGGCUGCUCGCACCCUGGCCUUCUAUGAGAAGGCCUUCGACAGCGAAUUCCCCCUGCCUAAGAUGGACAUGGUGGCUGUUCCUGACUUUAGUGCUGGUGCUAUGGAGAACUGGGGUCUGAUCACCUACCGUAUUGUCGAUGUUCUAUUGGAUGAGAAGACGAGCGGUGCUGCCCGCAAGGAGCGCAUCGCGGAGACCGUUCAGCACGAGCUGGCUCACCAGUGGUUCGGAAACUUGGUCACCAUGGACUUUUGGGAUGGUCUCUGGCUCAACGAGGGCUUUGCCACUUGGAUGUCCUGGUAUUCCUGCAACGCCUUCUAUCCCGAGUGGAAGGUCUGGCAGACUUACGUCAUUGACAACCUGCAGAGCGCCCUUUCCUUGGACUCGCUCCGUAGCAGUCACCCCAUUGAGGUGCCUGUGAAGCGUGCCGACGAGAUCAACCAGAUCUUCGAUGCCAUCUCUUACUCCAAGGGCUCGUCCGUUCUGCGCAUGAUUUCCAAGUACAUGGGUGAGGACGUGUUCCUGCAGGGUGUCCGUAACUACAUCAAGAAGCACGCUUAUGGCAACACCCAGACGGGUGACCUGUGGGCCGCUCUCGCCGAUGCUAGUGGCAAGCCCGUUGAGCAGGUCAUGGAUAUCUGGACCAAGAACGUGGGAUUCCCCGUUGUCACUGUCUCUGAGGAUGAAAAGACCUCAUCCAUCAAGGUUAAGCAAAACCGCUUCCUGCGUACGGGCGAUGUCCGCCCCGAGGAGGAUACCACCCUCUACCCAGUCAUCCUGGGUCUGCGGACCAAGCAGGGUCUCGAUGAAGACACCAUGCUGAGCGAGCGGGAGGGCGAAUUCAAGGUUCCUGAUUUGGACUUCUUCAAGCUCAACGCCGAUCACUCUGCCAUCUAUCGCACCUCCUACACUCCCGAGCGUCUCACCAAGCUGGGUCAGGCUGCUAAGAACGGCCUCCUCACCGUUGAAGACCGUGCUGGUAUGAUCGCCGACGCGGGUGCUCUCGCGGCGUCUGGCUUCCAGAGCACUUCCGGACUUUUGUCUCUUCUGAAGGGAUUUGACAGCGAGUCGGAAUUCGUUGUGUGGAACGAAAUCCUGACCCGUAUCGGUGCUCUCCGGGCCGCUUGGUUGUUUGAGGAUGCUCCCAGCAAGGAUGCCCUGAAGGCUUUCCAGCGGUCUUUGGUCAGCGAGAAGGCCCAUGAGCUUGGAUGGGACUUCUCCGACAAGGAUGGACACAUCCUGCAGCAGUUCAAGGCUUUGAUGUUCGGCAGUGCCGGCUCGGCUGAGGAUCCGGUCGUCGUCAAGGCGGCCCACGAUAUGUUCGAGCGGUUCGCGGCCGGUGAUGCCAAUGCCAUCCACCCCAACAUCCGCGGCAGUGUGUUCAGCAUCGUGCUGAAGAAGGGCGGUGAGAAGGAGUACAACAUUGUCUUGGACCGGUUCCGCAACGCCCCGACGUCGGAUGAGAAGACCACCGCCCUCCGCUGCUUGGGUGCCGCCGAGGAUCCCGCUCUGAUCAAGCGGACCCUGGAGCUGGCCAGUGGCGACGAGGUCAAGAACCAGGACAUCUACAUGCCCCUGAGCGGCCUGCGCAGCCACACCAAUGGUAUCGAGGCCCGCUGGACCUGGUUGACCAACAACUGGGAUGCCAUCUUCAAGCGCCUGCCCCCAUCUCUGGGCAUGCUGGGCACUGUCAUCCAGCUCAGCACCGCCAGCUUCUGCACGGAGGCCCAGCUGAAGGAGGUCGAGGCCUUCUUCAAGAGCAAGGACACCAAGGGAUUCGACCGUGCCGUCGAGCAGAGUCUGGAUGCCAUCCGUGCCAAGGUCAACUGGGUCAACCGUGACCGCGCCGACGUUGGAUCCUGGUUGAAGACCAACGGCUAUUCCCAGGGCGGCAAGCUAUAA
Aspergillus japonicus CBS 114.51 is the source of this 2652-nucleotide messenger RNA. RefSeq names its product M1 family metallopeptidase. The transcript is spliced from 3 exons. Bases 1 to 2652 code for a protein of 883 amino acids. The record is from RefSeq and is a predicted model, not a curated record. Gene Ontology annotation, molecular function: peptide binding; metalloaminopeptidase activity; zinc ion binding. Gene Ontology annotation, biological process: peptide catabolic process; proteolysis. Lineage: Eukaryota; Fungi; Ascomycota; Eurotiomycetes; Eurotiales; Aspergillaceae. Gene Ontology annotation, cellular component: cytoplasm.